CACCAAUUUGUCGAGUGACCUCCUGUGAAGUCGUUUCCAAAGGGAGCGUCAUCGCAAUCGAUAGCAUGUGACGAACCCAGUAGCGGCAAACCACCCUUCCAAGAACCAUGAAGUGUCCACGAAUCAGGGAAACGAACAAAAACCCUCCCCCCACAAGCUUUGUCGCAAGCGGGGAUUCCUGACUUUCUGGGUUGUUUAGGCUAAAUCUUUUGUCCACGACCCCCCCUCCCUCCCGCUUCUAUACCCCUCGGCGUAUCACCGACCAUCAAGGUUGCGAAUAUAAACGUCUAACGGCGUCCCCCCCCCACUCUUCUACUCGUCCUCUGGCAAAUUCACAUCCCCCCACUCACCAAAAAAACAUGCCAGCAGAUUUCAAAGUGAUCGCAAAGACCGGUGAUCCAAUUCUCCAUCGCGAGGACUUUUGGUUGCCUGAAUCGCCGGUACACGAUGAGGAUACGGGAACCACCUGGUUCACUGACAUACCCCGUUCGGUGAUCUACGGGUUCAAUGUGAAGGAGGGCCAGAAGAGCCUUAGACGGAUCGAAGUUGGAGAUCUUGUGGGGUGUCUUGCGUUAAUUGAUGGAGAUAAAGAGCAUCUGGCGGUUGGAGCAAAACGCGGCUUUGGAAAGGUCAAUAUCGAGACGGGAAAAUUGGAGUACAUCAAUACCCUGUUUCCGGGUGAUAAGGAUAAGCAGGAUCUUAUGCGUAUCAAUGACGGGGCAGUUGACGUGCGGGGAAGGUUUUGGGCCGGGUCGAUGAGAAGCUUUGGCUUGGGCCCCCCGCAGAACGAGGGCACACUCUUCCGCAGUGAUCCUACCACUCAUCUCAAUCAUGUGAAAUACCCCGUUGCCAUUCCAAACGGCAUCGGCUUCUCGCCGGACAACAGCACUCUCUACCUCGUUGAGACCCGACUCAAGACAAUAUUCGCAUAUCGCUUUGAGCCCGAGACCGGCGGUAUCUCGCACGAGCAAGAGUUCAUCAAAUUUGACGAAGACAAGCAUGGACCCGGAGUCCCAGAUGGCCUUGCCAUAUCUUCGGACGGCGAUGUCUGGGUGGCCAUGCGAGACGGCCACAAGGUGUUGCGCAUCGAUCCAAGGACGAAGGACGUUAAGGGAAUUAUCGAGGUCCCCACCAGCAAGCAGGUUGCUUGCCCGGCGUUUGUGGGAGAGGGUAUGGUUAUUACCACGGGGAAAUUGGUCCACUUGGAUCCUGACGUCGCGAAAACUAGCGCGCAUGCCGGAGACGUUUUCUAUGUCCCAUUGCCGGGGAUAACCGGACGGGAGGUGUAUAAGGCCAGGUUUGAUGCUGUGCCGGAGGACCCGGGAACAACAAGUGGAAAGCUAUUAUCAGCAUUAAAAGGGAAGGAGAGGGAGAAGGAGGAUGCUGGUGCUCCCACGGGAGCAGCAGCACCACCAGCGGUUGAGAUACCCACUGCCAGCGCCACAACUGCUGUAACUACUGCAACUGUGACCCGCGUGACGGGAGAAAAGUGAGGUUUUCCUUUUUGUUUUCUUUAUUUCCUUGGAAAUAUACCCGUUGGUGCGCUUGGGCUGGGAGAAAUUGAGGUCAUUGAGCGGUGAUCCGGGGUUUUAAGUGGAAGUCAAUUUUUUUACCGAGUGA
Tuber melanosporum (Perigord truffle) is the source of this 1620-nucleotide messenger RNA. RefSeq lists its product as uncharacterized. Bases 360 to 1493 code for a protein of 377 amino acids. The record is from RefSeq and is a predicted model, not a curated record. Lineage: Eukaryota; Fungi; Ascomycota; Pezizomycetes; Pezizales; Tuberaceae. Gene Ontology annotation, molecular function: calcium ion binding; gluconolactonase activity. Gene Ontology annotation, biological process: L-ascorbic acid biosynthetic process. The transcript is spliced from 3 exons.